AUGUCUUCCCGUGAAGUCUUUCAACUUCACCCAUCAGGCUGGGAACAUGAUCCUGACGAAGAGCGGUUCAAGGUUUCGACUAUUGAUCGGACGCCCGUGUGUGGCUAUAACCACUAUGUUGUGUUUUUUAGGGUUGUCAAUGCAGAGAUGGGCCGUGCAGUUGAUAUGCUCAGGGCUGGACUCGAGAAGACUUUGAGCCAAGCGAGGUACAUGUGCGGCACCAUCGAAAAAGAUCCCGGAGGUGGACAUUCAUUCGUCAAGAGGAAAGAGUCAACUGUGAAAUUUGUCGUGCAGCAGCUAGAUUCUGCCGAUGAGAACCAUCGGUCUUUGGACGAUAUUGAGCGGUCAUACUUCUCUGCUCAUUGUCUGGGGGAUCUCACCAUGUGGAGCAUCCCGGAGAUGACAUGGGGAGAAAGAUCCGAAGCUGAUCCAGAUAGGAGUCCAACAGUCGCAGCCUAUCAGCUUAACCUAGUCCGUGGCGGCUUUGUCUUCAGUAUGCAUAGCCAUCAUUAUGCCAGUGAUGUUAUGGGCUGGAGCAAUUUCACCCAUCAGCUUGCGGAUAACUGCUACGCAGUCGCCACUUCAACAGCUUUCCCACUAUGGAAUUCGGCGUGCAUUGACGUUUCGCGAUUCACCAAAGAUCUUCCUGCGGAGAUCUUGGUAGACGGUCCUCCAAUUCCACAAAGGCAUCCCGAUCAUCCAGAGCAGCAGGCUGUGUUGUUUCACUUACCCAAGAGUAAGGCCGCCGAGCUGAAGAGACUCGCAACUCCCACUGAUUCCACCUCACAAUGGAUAUCGACGUAUGACGCUAUGUGUGCAUACAUCUGGAGGGUGCUCUCCAAGGUUCGCGCCCCUCUAUAUAAGCCAGACGCUUCUACAGCUCUGUGGUGGGCGGAAGCUGUCAAUAUGAGGCCACGGCUCAGGAACCCUCCGGUUCCAGAGCGGAUGAUGCGCAAUGUCCUCGCCGGUGCAUUCUCGGACAGUGCGCCAGUACCGCCUCUGACAGUUGGUGAGGUCCUUUCGGACGCUCCCUUGACAAAGCUGGCGCACUACAUCCGCAUGUUGACGGAAAGCUGCACUGAACAACAUCUAGAGCGCCUAAUCGACCUCAUAGCACCGAUCAAAGAUAAGCGGUCCAUAAGCCUACGCGUUGAUGCCAACCCGCCAAUGAGCAUGUUUGUCACAGACCACCGCUCAGGUGACGUGAGCAGCUUCGAUUUCGGGUUCGCCAAGCCCAUCACAUAUCGUCAUCUCUGGGGAGACCUGAUCACAGCCGGCCUGAUCCUAGUCUACGCACCUAUCCGGUCAUCUGACAACCCAGACGAAGGGUGCAUGUUUACAAUUACUAUGGAGAAGGAUUUGGUGCCAAAGCUGAUGGAGAACUCGGAAUGGGCCGACUACUUUGAAUACCGGGGAAUUGAUUGA
Neoarthrinium moseri is the source of this 1425-nucleotide messenger RNA. RefSeq lists its product as uncharacterized. The transcript is spliced from 2 exons. Gene Ontology annotation, molecular function: acyltransferase activity, transferring groups other than amino-acyl groups. Lineage: Eukaryota; Fungi; Ascomycota; Sordariomycetes; Amphisphaeriales; Apiosporaceae. Bases 1 to 1425 code for a protein of 474 amino acids. The record is from RefSeq and is a predicted model, not a curated record.